Molecule: messenger RNA, 3075 nt
Organism: Mercurialis annua (annual mercury)
Lineage: Eukaryota; Viridiplantae; Streptophyta; Magnoliopsida; Malpighiales; Euphorbiaceae
Product: glutamate receptor 3.6-like
Exons: 6
Coding region: 251-3016 (921 amino acids)
Cellular component (GO): plasma membrane
Molecular function (GO): glutamate-gated receptor activity
Source: RefSeq, a predicted model, not a curated record
CUGCCUGUAACUAGAGCUUAUAAGUUAUAUCAUUCAUUAUUUCUGGGUUGUAACUUCAUUUAAAAUUUAUCGAUUCAGUUCAACUAAUGCAUAUACUGUAAGAUCUUUCAAUCUUUAAAUAAAAUUUGCCAAACUUAUUGAUGGCUGCUCUUGGAUUAAUGAGUUGUACGGUUACUAGUUUAUGCUUCAGAUGUUCUUUGGGCAGAGAGCAAGCUAUUUAAAAAUGGUGAUUUGACAAGGUAAAGACGCCAUGAAUGUAAUUUGGAUUCUGAUUCUACUGGUUUUGAGUAAUGGAGUUUCUUUAUAUGGGAUUAGUACUAAUAUUACUACAAGACCAAAAAGUGUGAAGAUUGGAGCUAUUCUGUCUUUCAAUUCAACUGUCGGAAAAGUUGCCAGGAUUGCAAUACGAGCUGCUGUUAAUGAUGUCAAUUCUGAUCCCUCUGUUCUUGGUGGAACUCAGCUAGAUAUCAAAAUGCAGGACACCAAUUUCAGUGGCUUUCUUGGCAUUGUAGAGGCUCUAAGAUUUAUGGAAGGUGAUACUGUGGCUAUUAUAGGUCCUCAAUCCUCAGUUACAGCUCAUGUUGUAUCCUUCGUAGCAAGUGAACUUCAAGUCCCUCUACUGUCAUAUUCAGCUACAGACCCAACUUUGUCUGCUCUUCAGUUCCCAUUCUUUAUUAGGACAACCCAGAAUGACCUCUUUCAAAUGGCAGCAGUAGCCGAAAUCGUUGCAUAUUAUGGAUGGAGAGAAGUUAUAGCAAUCUAUGCAGAUGAUGAUGAUGGGAGAAAUGGGGUUGCUGCAUUAGGCGAUAAGCUUGCAGCGAAACGGUGUAAAAUCUCAUAUAAAGCACCUUUGAGUCCUCAUGCAACCAAAGAUGAGAUCACUGAUGCACUAGUCAAGGUUUCUUUAACUGAGUCUAGGAUUCUUGUUGUUCAUGCUUUUGCUACUUGGGUUCCGGAGGUUUUUCGUGUUGCUCAGUAUCUCGGAAUGAUGGGUCCAGGAUAUGUGUGGAUAGCAACUAACUGGCUAUCCACUCUUCUUGAUACUAAUUCUCCUCUUCCUGCAGAAACAACUGACAGCAUUCAAGGAGUUCUCACGUUGCGAAUGUACACACCAGAGUCGGAACUCAAAAGAAAAUUUGUUUCUAGGUGGAGCAACUUGGCUAGUGGAGUUGGAUUGAGCACUUAUGGUCUGUAUGCAUAUGACACAGUAUGGCUACUAGCUCAUGCACUUGAUGCUUUUUUAGAUCAAGGUGGAAACAUUUCCUUUUCUACUGAUUCGAGGUUAACUGAAUUUCGCAGAGGGGAUUUGCGUCUCGAUGCGAUGAGCAUGUUUGAUGGAGGAAAACUAUUGCUUGAGAACAUAUUUCAGGUUAACAUGACAGGUGUUACGGGUCAAGUCAUGUUUAAUCCUGAUAGAAACCGCAUUCGUCCGGCGUAUGAAAUCAUCAACGUGAUUGGUACAGGGUAUAGAAAGAUUGGUUACUGGUCUAAUUAUUCUGGUUUAUCAACUGUGCCUCCUGAAGCCCUUUACUCGAAUCCUCCUAACCGAUCGACUUCAAGUCAGAAACUGCUGCCUGUCAUUUGGCCAGGACAAUCAGUACAGCAACCCCGCGGAUGGGUGUUUCCGAACAAUGGAAGACAUUUGAGAAUCGGAGUCCCGAAUCGUGUUAGUUUUCGUGAAUUUAUCUCUCAAGUACCAGGGACUGAGAUGUUUUCUGGUUACUGCAUUGAUGUUUUCACUGCUGCUAUCAACUUGCUGCCUUAUGCUGUCCCUUAUAAAUUGAUGGCAUAUGGAGAUGGGAUAAGAAAUCCAAGUGAUACUGAGCUUGUUAACAUGAUCACAGCUGGUGUGUAUGAUGCAGCAGUAGGCGACAUUGCGAUAACUACUUAUCGAACAAGGAUGAUAGACUUUACGCAGCCCUACAUUGCGUCGGGACUAGUUGUAGUAGCUCCGAUAAAGAAGAUGAAUUCUGAUGGUUGGGCAUUUCUGAGGCCAUUUACUCGCCAGAUGUGGGGUGUUACUUGUAGCUUUUUCAUAAUUGUGGGAAUAGUUGUUUGGAUUCUGGAGCAUAGGUUGAAUGAUGAUUUUAGAGGUCCUCCUAGAAGACAAUUCAUGACUAUUCUAUGGUUUAGCUUUUCAACAAUAUUCUUUGCCCAAAGAGAAAAUACAGUCAGCACAUUAGGUCGUGUUGUUUUGCUUAUAUGGCUGUUCGUCGUGCUUAUAAUUAACUCGAGCUACACGGCUAGCCUUACGUCUAUCCUAACAGUGCAGCAUCUUCAUUCUCAUAUAAAAGGCAUUGAAACUUUAAAGGCAAGUAACGAUCCCAUAGGGUACCAGCAAGGUUCAUUUGCCAGGGAAUAUCUAAUUAAUGAACUCAAUAUCGAUGAAUCGAGGCUCGUUCCUCUUCUAAUGCCUGAGGAGUAUGCUAAAGCCUUGAAAGACGGUCCCAGCAAAGGUGGCGUUGCUGCUGUAAUCGAUGAGCGUGCAUAUAUGGAGCUCUUCCUCUCAACGCGAUGUGAAUUUAGCAUUGUAGCUCAAGAAUUCACCAAGAAUGGAUGGGGAUUCGCAUUUCCAAGGGACUCGCCGUUAGCAAUUGACAUGUCGACUGCAAUUUUGAAACUGUCGGAAAAUGGGGAUCUCCAAAGGAUUCACGACAAAUGGCUUACGCGAAGUGCCUGCAGUUCAACGAGUACAAAGUUAGAAGUAGACAAGCUUCAACUGAGAAGCUUUCAGGGGCUCUUUCUGAUAUGUGGGUUAGCUUGCUUGCUUGCCCUUUUCGCAUAUUUUUUAAAGAUGACGUGGCAGUUUAGCAGGCAUAAUCCUGAGGAACUAUCGUCUUCUGCUCGAGUCACAACUUCUGCUCGUCUUCAGACAUUUCUUUCAUUUGCUGAUGAAAAAGAAGAGGAACCGAGGCAUCACUCCAAGAGACGACAAACGGAUGGUUCCAGUUCUUCCAAGAGAAUGCAUGUCCUUUCAUCUUUAAAUAAUGAUAUUUACAGUACCAAUGAAGUAUAGAAAUUAAUCUCCGAAUAACAAUUUAGUUUGAUUAUUAAAUGGAGUAUGAUACACUAUCA